UUUUUUUUUUUUCAAUAUAACCUUUUUGAACCUUUGUGAUUCUUUUUUGUAUGUGUAAGAGGGGCCAAUUUAGCUAUUGUCUUACAAGUUUAUUAUUCAUCCGAGUGCCCGAUAAUAGCUUAUGAAGACCUAGACUUGCGAUAUAGCAUGGUAUAUUAGCCUACUUAAUGUAGCGGAGACUAUCAGUAAUUUGUAAGACAUAUAUACUCAAACACUUUAUCAUUCACACAUUGAAAGAAGAGGUUCAGUUGACGUUGAAAGACCGUGGAAAGGUCGUUCAGCGUUCAAUAACGAAGAAAAAAAAACUUUAACUCUAAUGAAUACUUUGGUACAUCAACAGUCGCCAACUAUGAUUUGAACCUGUUAGAGGACAGUGAAUAUUCUUUUUGUACACAAAGUAAACAAAAAUAUAAACCGACAAGAGUUUCUUAACGUUUGACAUGACUUUCUCUCUGGCUCAGGCAUUUUUCUUCCCUUUUGAAGUCGCAUUUCCCGUUUUUUUAAUCUCGAACUUUUUGUUCUUUCUCGUUUCUAAACUAUCUGCAACCUUAUACUUUUUUGCCCCUUUCCAUUUUCAAAUUCAGUCAGAACUUAGAAAAAUAAAUUGCUUCAGAUUUUUUGGGCUCAUGACAGGCAAUCUAAGAUGGCACUCAUGUUCAACGGAUGACUUUCCUUUAAAGCGUCAUAAAGUGUCAAAAGCAUGUGAGACAUGUAGAAAUAAAAAGAUGAGAUGUGAUGGCAAAUUUCCCUGCCAACGAUGUGAGCAUAAUAAAAUCAGCUGUAAAUACAAUGAUAAACCAGCCAAAAUGCGUACGACGAAACAGCGGCAAACGCUGAUACCGACAGCAACGCCUUCAACAUCUUCUAUUUCUUCCUGUGAGAAUAAUAAAGUAUCAAUUGCAUCUAAAACUUAUAGUGCCAAUAGCACCGUUGCCAUCACAGCCACCAAUACUACCACCAUCAGUACGACAGCAAUCAGAACGACAGCAACUAGUGAGGUAGGCAGUGAGCACGAAGGCAUAUGUAUAAGGAAUGAUCUGUUUGAAACAAUACUAUCUGAUGCGCCACAAAGCAAUACUUCUCACAACUCCUUCUCACCGCCGUUGCUACUUGAUUUUUACAAUCUAACAGCUCGACCUGAAGACAUUUGGACAUGCUUUUCAAACAUUUUCGAAAAAUUUUGCAGCUUGCAUCAGCACAACGAUUACUACAAUAGUGUGACAGUCCAGCAAAUGCAGUCGAAGAACGAUCUUGUAAAAGAAGCCAUCAAGCUAUUUGUAACACAUAACUUACUUUAUGGCGCCUUCAUUCGUGCUCAGCUUCUAUCAUUUGUUGUACACAGCAACACCAUGUACCUUUAUUUGCAAAAGAAAGAAGAAAAAGAAUUAUUUCCGGACAAUAGUCUAUUUAUGAUGGACGAAAGCUCGUCCCCAUCACAGUCUCCAGAAUCAUUCCCUUUCGAUAAAAAGCAUCACCAACGACAACAGCAGCAUCAGCUGCAGCAUCAACUGCAAUGCACCUCUGUACUUCUCAAUAGCAUUUUAGCAUUGACUUUUGGAACAGCGUUUCGACAACAGGCUUUUGUUCACGAUUUACACAAAAAAAAACUUUUACAAAGUUUUGCUUUCAUGCUUUAUAGAAGAGCGCGGCAACAGUUUUUCGAGCAAUGUUUUUCAAUUGAUGCGAAAAGCUCAAUAUUCUCAACCUUCGGGUCAGAGUACAUCAUUCAAAGUUCCAUUUUAUUGGCCCAAUUUCAAUGCCAAAUAAUGAACAAUCCAAAGCAGACCUCUUUAAUGAUAAAUUUGGGGUUCGAUCUCUUGAAACAAACCUAUCUGGAUAGCCCUAUCUCUCACGCGAGCCGUAACGCUAUUAGCUGCGGCAAAAUAAAAUCUAAUAACAAAAACGAACGUGAGAUGCAUGAUUGUAUGACCAUUCUCUCAAAAAUUCUCGACGCGUGGCGCACUUGGCUUAUGAUCUAUUCUUCAACAAUUAUAACUGCAUUGCCGAGUUUCCCUUCAGAAUUGUCGACGACAAAAGAGGCAGAUAACGCUCAACAUUCUGGCAUUUCUUCCAAUGAAUCGGAACUCCUUCGAAAGACCAUAGCAACAAAAAUAUCCUUUGCUCAUCUUUCUAAAGAUCAGAACUGGGCGCUUCAAAUAGUUGACGCCUAUAAUCAGUUCCUCAAAGCGAUUUUGAUGAGAAAAAACAAUCAUAAACUAAAUGUUAAUGCAUUAAAGCCCGCUUUAAAGGAGAUAUCCAGGAUGCUUAGAAUAAAUUGCGGCUCAUUGCCGUCUCCACCCGAGGAGCAGAAUGAAACAGAAGGAGGCAAUAGUAGUCCUUAUACCAAUUAUACCCUACAACUCUAUCAUUAUACUUUAACAUUACAAUGCUUUUUACCUCAUAUUAAUCUUGUCAAAAUAGAAGAGAAAUUCUUAUCGAUGAACAAGAGCAUUAAAUCAAGGCAGAGUUCUCCGAGCACAAUUUCAAGUGAUUCUAUGCUGUCCUUGUCUACUACUAGUCCUUCAGUUGAGCUAACAGAACAUGAACUACAGCAGCAGCAAGCAGAGAAUGAUACUUUAACCUCGAACUUUUGGAAAAAUGACAUGCACAAUAUCGGCCUCUGUGUGCAAGCCUCGAGCAAUAUCCUUCAAACCCUUGACCACUCUUCCGAAUUUCUUCAACACGAUACUACACUGAGUAGCACUUUGUUAUCCAGCAUAUUCUAUUCCGUCAGUCUGAUAAUUCAGUUUCUAUUGACACUACAAACGAGCAAGGAGCUGAUGGUCAGAAUCAGGCAAACAGUGAUGGCUGCUCAGAAGAAUCAAGCUCUCCAUUAUGAAAGAGAGGAAGAGAGAGAAUUGGCUCCAAUUGCUCAUUUAUUUAAACAACUGAGGACAAUGCUUACAACCAGCCCUCCAGAAUCUUCGCGCCAUCCAUUUUUUGAAGCUUUAUGGGACAGACUUUCGCAUAGCAAUUGGGGCUUGAUAGAAAGCCAGUACCAUAAUCUACUUAAUCAACAGCAAAAAGAUAAUAACGAUAUGCAUAACAAUACAUCUUCUUUAUCACCUUCACCUCCGCUCUCGCCAAAAGUGGAUAGUUCCGCAGUGGGAAGAAGAACAGAACAGCAAUAUAUACAGCAGCACUCUAUGCCCUCUACUUCUACUACCACCAUGACUAUAGCGUCAAAUACUUCUAGUGCUAAUUGCACAAGCGAACCAGUAGUAGCGGGGUUAUCCAACUAUAUUCCUGAUGUUGGCAAUCUGAUGUCCAACGAUAUUAUAGUGACAGAUUGCAACAGUGCGAGUGCUAAGGUAGCCUUAGACCAUAUGAUGUCUAUUCCGCCGCCUCGAGCGGAUAUUGAUAAGGAGCAAUUAGAAAAACUGUCUUCCCAUCGGUUUCCAUCUUCCACUUCAAUUCUUAACCAGCAACUGCAAAUGCAGCAACGACAGCAAUAUCAGCAAUAUCAACAAUACCAGCAACAGCAACUCAUGCUGCAACAACAGCACCUAAAGCAUGGUUUAAAUGCUUUUACAAUACACCAAAAUAAUCAGUACGCUGUACCACCUAUUGUUUCGAAUAACUCAACCAAUUACAUGUUCGAUAGUAGGUAUAUGUCUGGUGCACCAACUCCAUUUCCUACCUCUCCAGUGGAUGGAGCGUCAAAUACUUCUACCUCGGUGAGCAAUGAGUAUUACUUCUUUCCACCACCAUCAAAACGCUCUUUAAAUAGUCAACAAUUGCAAGAAUACAACAACUACAAUAGCCUGCAGCCUCAUGAGCCGUCUAGUAAACGUUUGAGGUCUGACACACUAGCUUCCUACGAACAAUUUAUGCCAUCCACAACAAAUCAGCUCAACGUUGAGCAUGCUAAUUCGACAGCCAGUACUACAGAUGCAGCCUUAAUGUACUGGAUGUUAGAUGGUGGCGCUGGCGGAUCAUCUUUUUAUCAACCCAAUACAGCGACAACUACCACUGCUGCACAACAGCAAGAACUACAACAGCAGCAACUCCAGCAACAACAGCAACAUAGGGUAAACAAUACAAAAGAACAUGCGCACCAACAGCAAUCAAUGCAGACUACCACAGCUACAUCCAAAAGUAAUAGUUCCUUGCGUCUACUCACACAUCAGCCGCCACCCUUACUCGAGCAUGAGCCUGAAACUGCUACCACAGUCACAGUGCCGAUGAUUAAUAGUAAUGCCAACAAUAUAACAAAGUUACCCUUACCACAACCUUCUUUAAAGUCUAUCACAAUGCCGCUUAAGAGUUGGUCUUCAUCAGCACAUGCACCCGCACAAACUUGGUCUAAGUUCUUUUUUGCUUCUGAAGUUCAGACUCUACAUUGCCAAACCCCUCCACUUAUCAAUUUUGAGCCGUCCACUGCGAAUACGACUACUACGGCUAACCCCACUACUUUUCCAAUAAGCUUAAGGGUAAUCAAUGAGGACGGUCAAGAACAAUUAUCCCCAACUACUCCCGAUACCACUACUCUAUCUACUACAGUCAGUCCCCACCAUCAGCACCAACGUCAGCACCAUCACCAUCGACACAAGAAUUUCACCUAUCCCACGCAUACUAGUCAUACUACUACAAUUUUUAAUAACAACAGUAAUAACAAUAAUAGAAGUAACAAUCUCCAUCCUCAGCAUAACCAUUCUCAACAUCAUCAUUCUCAACAUCGUCAUAGUAUUAUUUCGGAUAAAAGCAGCACUAGUAGUCAUACAAGUACGGCUACCAAUUUACUUCAUACAACGACAGAAGCCACUCCAAAUACUGUAGUAGGAGCUUCUACGGAAGCAGCCGAAGCCGCAGCAGCGGCAGCAGCAGCAAUGUGGGUAUCCACUGCAGCAGCCGUAGCAGCAAGUCAGCAACGGUCACAACAACAAAAGCAACCUCAUCAGUAUGGUCACACUAGUAAUAGUAAUAGUAAUAGCACUCAUCGUUAUCAACAUAACAAUAUGAAUGAUCCAUAUUAUAGAUCCCAACAGCAUUCUCACUAUAACAGUAACACUACUAGCAGAUAUGUUGAACAGCAACAGCAACAGCAGCAGAAACAUAAGGUAGCCACAGGUCAUUGGAUCAAUUCGGAAAAAGUCGACGAUGAUGAAUAUUGGGAAUAGUAACAACGCAUUGUAGAUAUUUUUUUUCUAUUUGCUUCCUUGUUUAAAAAAAGGAGAAAAAAAAAAAAGAAAAA
This is a messenger RNA of Mycotypha africana, 5194 nucleotides long. RefSeq lists its product as uncharacterized. The record is from RefSeq and is a predicted model, not a curated record. Gene Ontology annotation, molecular function: DNA-binding transcription factor activity, RNA polymerase II-specific; zinc ion binding; transcription coactivator activity. The coding region runs from base 441 to 5120 and encodes 1559 amino acids. Gene Ontology annotation, cellular component: mediator complex. Gene Ontology annotation, biological process: regulation of transcription by RNA polymerase II. NCBI's taxonomy places the organism in Eukaryota, Fungi, Mucoromycota, Mucoromycetes, Mucorales, Mycotyphaceae. The transcript has 3 exons.